This is a messenger RNA of Lottia gigantea (owl limpet), 378 nucleotides long. RefSeq lists its product as hypothetical. The record is from RefSeq and is a predicted model, not a curated record. Gene Ontology annotation, cellular component: cytoplasm. Lineage: Eukaryota; Metazoa; Mollusca; Gastropoda; Lottiidae. Gene Ontology annotation, biological process: regulation of phosphorylation. The transcript is spliced from 2 exons. Gene Ontology annotation, molecular function: protein serine/threonine phosphatase inhibitor activity. Bases 1 to 378 code for a protein of 125 amino acids.
AUGAGCAAAAAUCUAUUUAGAAGUAAAAAGAGUGUCGGCUUUAACGAAGUUAUGGCGACGUCCUACUCUAGUCCAACCAGUACUGAGCCAACUUACGCUUCAAAUAAUUUGGAAACUAGUUACCAACAAAGAUCAACAAACAUGUCAGAUCCUAGAGGAUCGAUUGGAAGUAAUUCUGGAAAAAAUCAUGUAGAUUUUCAUGUGAAAAGAGAGGAAGACAAAGUUAAGAAAACCAAAUAUCUUACAGCCAAGUACGGACAACAUCAAAUGAUGCUUAUAAGAAAAAGACUUGGUGUGGAAGAUUGGAUUUAUGACGAAUUAAGGAAAUUAUAUGGCUGUGAGAAUUUAAUUUCAUCUUCAUUAAAUGACAGAGUAUAA